AGAACCUCUUAAGUUCGUGUCUCCUCGGUGCACGUGCUAAAGAUCAAACGAUUUCACAAUGUGUCAAAGAAUGUCGCUUGCUGAUCGGUGUGUUUUUUGAAACGUCGUGGACAGGUGUUAUUUUACUCGAAAUGUCCUAGACGCCUCGCAACAAGUAAACAAACCUAUUGUAACGGUAUAUAUUGCUGGAUUCGAGAUUACCCGUUUCACGCAAGUACUGUGCAAGUAAAACAGUUUAUUUUUGAAGCAACGAGUAGAGUGUAAAAAUCGCAAUAUCAAGGCAUGAUGAAUUCUUGCUCGAAGAAGAAUAAAGAGGUACUGGCAGAAGUACUCGAUCUGUUCCUUUUGCCGGAUUACAACGUUGUCUCGUCCACUUACUUGGAUCAUUUGCUGGGCCAUAUCGCGGAGAACACGAAAGAUUGUGCUGCAAUCGAUUAUGAGUACUGCGAGGUUUUUCAGAAGUGGAUACCAAAGGCUUUGGCAAUAUGGGAGUCUGGACAAGUGGCUUCGCAGCCGGUGAUCACAUUCACAUUGAAGCUUGUAGGGGUUAUCUCCAAAUAUGAGCUUCGUUAUCACUACUGGCAGUGCCAGGAUGUGUACAACAGACUCUGCAUAACUUUAGACUUAAACAGAGAGGACUUGCCUGCGUCCAUUAAAAUGGCAUACACAACAAUGCUGUCGGAUUUAAUUGUUCACCGAAGUGGCAGGCAAUGGGUGAUACAGUCUGGUGCAUGGAAGAAUAUUGUAAAUUGCGCUCAUUGGAAUCAUACGAUGUACGUCACAAGGGAGAGCCAGAAGUUUCUGUGGACGUUGCUCUUGUACGAAAAUAAGAACGUCGAAGCUUGCAAAGAGAUUAUCCUAGCCAUUGCCGCGCCGCUCAUGAGGAAUUCGUUGGAUUCGGAGGUGCACGAGGUGCUGGAGGAAACGUACUUUGAGCAGAACAAGCUGCUGUGCUCCACACUGGACAUGUUGACCAACAUUUUGGAGAACACGCUGUUUGUAAAUCUGGACAACAGCAUUCCCGAGUUGCUCGAGGAACUUAUCAACCUCGACAAGAGGGUGAAGGCACUGUUCGAAGCUUGCAUCAGCACCAGGUUCCUUCAUCAUGUGCACAAGCUGCUGUUGCUAUCAUUGUUCCUGAAGCUGAGGCAGGGUGUCAAGAAAAACACCGAGGUGAUCGACCUUGACAUCUGGCAAAAGUUCCGCAACGGCAUAUGCUACAGUUCUAUGAUGCUACUGUCGAAAAAGCAAAUCGUCGAACUGGUCAAGACUUACAAGUUAGCUAUGGUGUAUUGGAAGAAGUUGCGCUGCUUACAGCAAUUUUCCACGCCGGAGCCGUACAAAUUUGAACAUCAGGCGAUUGCUUUAAUGAUAUUACCGUUGUGCGUAUGCAUAAAGAAGAAUCACAUAAAUCACGACUUCUUGGAUAUGUUCCUCAGCAAGAUCUUCGAGGUAACGUGCACCACCGUGCAGAGACUUGCUUACCAUAUAAGAGACAUCAUACGGAACGAGGAUCUCCCCAUGGAACAAAUUUGUAAAGUGUCUAUCGAUCUGCUGCUUGAAAUAUUAGAUGUGAUGGAUAGAGACGUAGUGGUGAUCACUUUUCAAGCCUUGUGUCAUGUCCUGAAGAGUUACAUGCCGGAUAUAUGUGAGGAGACGAAGAAUCGCGCGUCGUCAGAAGCGAACUGCACAUUCACGCCGGAACAUCCACGAAAGCUCGUAUACAAAUCGAUUUUAAAAAGCGAUCCCAUAGUCGAUAAUCCUAUACUGCUGGCAUCACUGUUAGACGGUUUAGCCGUCAUGACGGAGAAGUUUAAACUGAAGUGGCAGGAAUGCGUGGAAACGAUAUGCGUGUUAUCCCUCGCGCAAGAAAUCCUGAAACACCCCGGGAUACUGCCGAUGAUAUGCGUGAAGGCGUUGAAGCUGUGCGAACUUGCCAUCCAUAACUUUAUGCCGCCCAACUUGGCGUUGCUCGUGGACUCGGACAGCCACAUGAACGAGAUUGGGCCUACGCUCUUCAAGAGGUUACAUGAUCCCAACUGGGAAGUGAGAGACAGCGUUCUCGAGGUGCUCAACACUAUCGCAACGAUUUCCGAAGACAAGUACCCGGCGUAUCAAGGCUUCCUGGUGGUUAACCGAUUUCCGGAGGUGGCGGUCGAGAUGGCCAAAACGGAUGCUGAGAGUUACGUGCGAGCGUCAGCGUUGACGUUCAUCGCGAGCACCGUUCGUAUCGGCAAGCUGUGGGAGCAGCAGCUGUCGCGGAUGAAUUUAACCGAAAUGGCGAUUUAUUUACUUGAGAACGAGAGCGAAGCGGUAGUAAGGAGGGAGGCAGUGAAUUUAAUAAAGGAACUGUACGUUCAUCGGAAAUGGCCAAAGGAAGUUAUCGAUUCGAUGUUGCGAGCCAUGUCUGUGGCGGCUGUGUUCGACUUGCACUGGGAAGUGAAGACGAACGCGUUGACUUUCUGGGACCACUUCGUCAAGUCGCAUCUGACGGAUCAGGGGAUGCUCGACGACUCCUUCCCGAACGUGACGUUCUCAAAAGAGCACAGAAAGAUCGUGUCGUUGAACGAGGCGGAAAUCAAGCGGAGACUGAAUAAAGCGCUCGACGAACUGGCGAGGCAACGUUGUCUAGGCGUGCUUCUGGUCGCUCUGAAGGACGACAGUGAUUUCGAAGUGUGCAAAGCAUCCGCAGCGAUAAUCGGCAAAUUGAAGUCCUGCUUGCUCAAGUACAAGUUGGACGAACCGUCGCCGGCGGAGACGCUUCCGGAGAACAGUGCGAUAUACGACACCGCCUACGUCAAGGUGACACCGUCGAUAUCCUCGCUUGUCAGCGAAGACACGUCUAACGCCUCACACAUCAUCGAUGAGAUUGUCGACGCAAAUGACGCCAAUUUGCUGGCGAUGAUUUACAAGAGCUCCUUGAACAUGGACGGCGAGGCGACGACGAUGGGAGAAAAGAAGGACGGGGAGAACGAAGAGAGGGAGAGGAAGAAGAAGAAGAUGCUCCGUUACAUCCCGUCCGUGACGCGCCAAGACUUCCUUCGCGCAAUCUUCAAUUCCGACAUCGAGGCUUACGUCGAGGAGAGGAACCGUUGGCUGAAAACGUACACCAACAGCUUCGAGUCGGUCCUCGACGAUAUUCUGAUGAUGUACAAGAAGAAAGACGUCAAUUCGAUGGACUGCUACUGAAAACAAGCGACCGGAAUCCUCCCACAGGCGUGCCUUAAGCGACUUCGCAUCCUACUUGACGCAUUAUUUGCAUUUCCCUUUUAUCGAGAUCGUCGAACUACCGGAUGUUGUUAAUAUAGUCACAAAUUAUAUUACACACUUUAGUACUUAUUAUUCUUAUAUUUCGUAUAAAUAUCGGAGUUAUCGUAUCAAACGUAUAUUUCUCGAGCUUAAUCAAACCUUUGUAAAUUUAGCAUGAAGUAUAUAUAUGUAUAUAAUGCGGAAUACUGCCUUCGAUCGAUGAUUGUUCUCACGAUGCGACGAUCAAAUAUUUUCAAGUUGUACGAAUCCCCCUGAAACCUUUAUCCAUUAGCUGCUUGCAUAAUUUUUAAGUUUCGGGGAGAAACUAUUUUUUCUCCAUUUUUCCAUAAAUUUUUUAGUUUCUUCUAUAUAGGAAAAAAAUGUGGCAGGUUUUAAUUGAUCACACGUGAAUUUUUCUAAGUGGAUACCUUUAAGACACCGAA
Messenger RNA from Dinoponera quadriceps, 3692 nucleotides. RefSeq lists its product as uncharacterized. Gene Ontology annotation, biological process: cell population proliferation; DNA damage response; positive regulation of protein phosphorylation. Gene Ontology annotation, molecular function: protein binding. The transcript has 11 exons. Gene Ontology annotation, cellular component: nucleus. The record is from RefSeq and is a predicted model, not a curated record. NCBI's taxonomy places the organism in Eukaryota, Metazoa, Arthropoda, Insecta, Hymenoptera, Formicidae. Bases 283 to 3189 code for a protein of 968 amino acids.